GCUCAAACUUCAAUUCAGCGCCCAUGUAUAUAAGAACAAAAGAAGUUUAGUGGAUUGUCCACCACCGUCAUCGUCAGGAUCUAAAACGCUCUUUUCAACUUUCUCUUUCUCUAACAACUUCGUCUUUCUUUUCUGUCUAGUUCGCUUCAGGCGUUGCACGCGAAGUCGACCCAACCAUUCAUUUUUCUGACGAUCCUUUCAGUACAACACAAUGGCUCUGAAGUUGCUUGCACUAUCGUCUCUAGCUGUGCUAGCCAACGCGCAUAUGGCCGCGUUCCACAAAUCAAUGUAUUGCCUGAAUGGAACUGUGGCAGGCCAGGUCAAUUAUAACAACGACGACCCAGUUAGCCCUCUGUGGAUGCUGAAGAAGAGUGACUACUGGUUUCACCAUUUCAACCAGUGCGAUGAUUUCCCUCCUGCAGAAGGCGACUUUCUUGAACUACCUGCUGGUGGUUCCUUCACUGUUGAAAUAGCUGCCAAUCGCGGUGUGACUUCCCUCUCUUAUAAUGGACAAUACGCAACCGAGUGGGGUGAUGGUGGAAAUCACCCUGAGGACUACUCCAUCACAAACUUGGACGGCGCCCCUCUCUCCGAUAGUGAUUGCAUAUCUAAUCCAAACAUGCAUACACAGAACCAGUCUAUGGCUGCUGGGAGUGCGUUCGCAAUCUCUUACCAGUCUGAUAUCAGCCAGGUUACUAUGGACAACCUUGCUGUGUUCACGGUCCGCUACAACACCCCCUGGAAACGUGUGACAUCCUAUGAUGUUCCCAAGGACAUGCCUGCUUGUCCUGCAGCUGGGUGUACUUGUGCUUGGGUUUGGAUUCCGAAUGGAUGCGGCGAGCCUAACAUCUACAUGCAGGGAUUCAAGUGCAUGGUCACAGGCGCCACCUCCACUACUCCUAUUGCCACCCCCAAGGCUCCCGUCUGGUGCCAGGAGGACCAAAGCACAUGCACUGAGGGCGCCAAACAAAUCCUGAUCUGGAAUCAGGCCGAGGAAAACAACAUCGUGGUUAACGGCACGGACCUGAGCGGCAGCAAUAAGAGCCCGGCGUACAAUAGCAAUUGUGGGUUCAACGAUGGAGCACAGAACGAUAUCUUUGCUACAUCGUCUUCUGCCAUGGCCACAUCAUCUCCCACUGUGUCGGCCGCACUAGCCCCGGCUGUUUCGUCGUCCAUGCCGGCUAUUUCAUUCUCCACGCUAGCCAUUCCAUCAUCCGCGCCAGCUAUUUCAUCAUCUACGUCAGCUAUUUCAUUCUCCACGCUAGCCAUUCCAUCAUCCGCGCCAGCUUUUUCAUUCUCCACGCUAGCCAUUCCAUCAUCCGCGCCAGCUCUUUCAUUACCCGUCACCUUUAGUGGCGCACCUUCCGUAGCCUCGAUUCCAUCGUGCACGACUACUACUAACACAGUCCUCAUCACAUCUACGGUUCAGCCGCCCGCGGGUGCAAGUACCCCUAUAUCAAGUGUUGCCAGUGCCAUGUCAAGCUCAAACUCGGCCGACGACCUCGUGGCCUCUACUUCAUUGAGCGCAUCUGCCAUUCCCACAAGUGCUGGGACCUGCCGCCGUAAACGGAUGGUUCAUAAGCCACUUCAUCGUCGACUUUUCUAAGUAGUUGAUCUACAUUGCUAUCCUGUCGACCAGGACCCGUCAUCUGAUAUCUCUUACCGUUGAGCGGGCUCGACUGCCUUUUUGUUAGCUCGUCUGUAGAUUGUGAGUUUCGUAUUCGGUUUAUUUCGUUCUUGCUGUUAUCAUAUUCUGUCAUAUACCCCGCAUGUUGUCGUUGUUACCAUUUUUGUUGUUGUCAUGGUUGCGUUGGCACUCAUUGUCUGAGGUUCAUUUACCGUGCAUGCAUCUACUGCGAUACUCGUAUACCCAUAGAGAUACCAAAAAUGUUCAUGUAGGAGACAGUGAUUUGUUGUUAUCCUAUGCAAUUGUUUGUGAUCGUAUGGUUCAA
This is a messenger RNA of Suillus paluster, 1952 nucleotides long. RefSeq lists its product as uncharacterized. The record is from RefSeq and is a predicted model, not a curated record. Lineage: Eukaryota; Fungi; Basidiomycota; Agaricomycetes; Boletales; Suillaceae. The transcript is spliced from 11 exons. Bases 212 to 1606 code for a protein of 464 amino acids.